Rattus rattus (black rat) is the source of this 5073-nucleotide messenger RNA. RefSeq names its product lysine-specific demethylase 5D-like. Gene Ontology annotation, biological process: chromatin remodeling. The record is from RefSeq and is a predicted model, not a curated record. Gene Ontology annotation, cellular component: nucleus. Gene Ontology annotation, molecular function: DNA binding; histone demethylase activity. Lineage: Eukaryota; Metazoa; Chordata; Mammalia; Rodentia; Muridae.
UUAAAAUACUGUUUAAUUAGGAAGAUAAAAUAGUUUGUGUUUGUUUUUCUUUGGCCGUCUCGUUUCCGCAACUUUAACUUUUACCUAUGUGUGGAACGACUUCCAGGUUUAUAAAUAACACUUGAAAAAUAGCUCGGCGGAGCAACACAUCUCGUAUCACAUUGUGAUCUAAACAUGGUGGAUCUGAACAGGGAGGUGAAUAUUUAAGGAUGUGGAAUUAAGCCGACUCUGGAAUUUGGAAAAAAAUAAGUUCCUGUGGGUCAUCGCAGUGAGUAGGAAAUUCCAUUCGCCUUUUAAUAUCGAAUCACGUUUUAUAACCGCGUUUUGGGAGGACAUGAAGCCAGAAUCUGACGACUUUCUACCGCCGCCUGAGUGCCCGGUCUUUGAGCCGAGUUGGGCGGAAUUCCGAGAUCCACUUGGCUAUAUAGCUAAAAUCAGACCUAUUGCGGAGAAGUCAGGCAUUUGCAAGAUCCGCCCACCUGCGGAUUGGCAGCCUCCUUUUGCUGUAGAAAUCGAUAACUUCAGAUUUACUCCUCGAAUUCAGAGACUUAAUGAACUGGAGGCCCAGACUAGAGUAAAACUGAACUAUUUGGAUCAAAUUGCAAAAUUCUGGGAAAUUCAAGGUUCUUCCUUAAAGAUACCUAAUGUGGAAAGGAAAAUCUUGGACCUUUACAGCCUUAAUAAGAUUGUGAUAGAGGAAGGUGGAUAUGAAGCAAUCUGCAAAGACCGUCGGUGGGCCCGUGUUGCCCAACGCCUUAAUUACCCAUCAGGAAAAAACAUUGGUUCCCUUCUACGGUCUCACUAUGAACGGAUCAUUUACCCUUAUGAGAUGUUUCAGUCUGGAGCUAAUCAUGUGCAAUGUAACACAGAUCCAUUUGACAGUGAAGAAAAAGACAAGGAGUACAAACCUCAUAGCAUCCCUCUGAGACAGUCUGUUCAGCCAUUAAAAUUCAGUUGCUACAGUAGACGAGCAAAAAGGCUACAACCUGAGCCAGAACCCACAGAAGAAGACAUUGAGAAAAACCCAGAGCUAAAAAAACUACAGAUAUAUGGGGCAGGCCCCAAGAUGAUAGGCUUGGGCCUCAUGGCAAAGGAGAAGACUCUGAGAAAGAAAGUGACAUGCCCUGCAACUGUAAUAGUGAAGGGGGAAGCCAGUGGGUUUGGAAAAGUGACAUCAGCAUUUUCUGACAAGAACUUAAAUCUGAUUAAACCUUGUACUGAGAUGACUAUGCUACGGAACAAUCACAGCAAUACCAACUUUAUGGAUUCAUAUGUUUGCCGAAUAUGCUCUCGUGGGGAUGAAGAUGAUAGAUUUCUGCUCUGUGAUGGGUGCAACGACAAUUACCAUAUCUUUUGCCUAUUGCCACCACUUUCUGAAGUCCCUAAGGGGGUAUGGAGGUGCCCAAAGUGUAUCUUAGCGGAAUGUGGCGUCCCGGAAGCUUUUGGCUUUGAGCAAGCUACACAGGAGUAUACGUUGCAGAGUUUUGGUGAGAUGGCUGAUUCCUUCAAGGCUGACUACUUCAACAUGCCUGUACAUAUGGUACCUACAGAAGUUGUGGAAAAGGAAUUCUGGAGGCUGGUGAGCAGCAUUGAGGAGGAUGUGACAGUUGAGUAUGGAGCAGACAUUCACUCCAAAGAAUUUGGCAGUGGGUUUCCUGUCAACAAUAGCAAAUGGACCUUAUCUCCUGAAGAAAAGGAGUAUGCUGCCAGUGGUUGGAAUCUCAAUGUGAUGCCAGUUCUGGAUCAAUCUGUUCUCUGCCACAUCAAUGCAGACAUCUCAGGCAUGAAAGUGCCUUGGUUAUAUGUGGGCAUGGUGUUUUCAGCAUUUUGUUGGCAUAUUGAGGAUCACUGGAGUUACUCCAUUAACUACCUGCACUGGGGUGAACCAAAGACCUGGUAUGGAGUACCUUCUCUAGCAGCAGAACAUUUGGAGGAUGUUAUGAAGACACUUACAUCCGAGUUGUUUGACAGCCAGCCUGACCUCCUACACCAACUUGUCACUUUGAUGAAUCCCAACACUCUCAUGUCACAUGGAGUGCCAGUUGUUCGUACAAACCAGUGUGCAGGGGAAUUUGUCAUUACUUUCCCUCGUGCUUACCACAGUGGCUUUAAUCAAGGUAACUUUGUUGGAGGCAGUGAACUUUGCACUGCUGAUUGGCUACCUGUUGGACGCCAGUGUAUUGAACACUACCGCCGACUCCGGCGCUAUUGUGUCUUUUCCCAUGAGGAGCUCAUCUGCAAAAUGGCUGCAUUCCCAGAGAAGUUGGAUCUAAAUCUAGCAGUGGCAGUUCACAAGGAGAUGUUCAUUAUGGUACAGGAGGAGCGACGCCUACGGAAGACCUUGUUGGAGAAGGGCAUCACGGAAGCUGAGCGAGAGGCCUUUGAGCUACUCCCAGAUGAUGAGCGUCAGUGCAUCAAGUGUAAGACCACGUGUUUCCUAUCAGCCUUGGCCUGUUAUGACUGUCCAGAUGGUCUUGUCUGCCUUUCCCAUAUCAAUGAUCUGUGCAAAUGCUCAAGGAGCCGACAGUACUUACGGUACAGGUACACAUUGGAUGAACUGCCUGCUAUGUUACAAAAGUUGAAGAUUCGGGCCGAGUCAUUUGACAACUGGGCCAACAAAGUACAAGCAGCCUUAGAGGUAGAGGACGGACGGAAACGGAGUUUUGAAGAGCUAAGAGCACUGGAAACUGAGGCUCAUGAUAGACAAUUUCUAGACCUGCUUCAGAUGAAGAAAUUUUGCUUGUCGGGUGUUGCUUAUGAGCUCUCCGCAGUGGCAGGUUUACUAAAUAACCUUUUUUCCUACAGGUUAGAAACACCACAACUCACCCUGACUGAACUACAGAUUCUUCUCAAACAGAUGUGCACUCUGCCGUGUACUAUGCAUCAGAUUGAUGAAGUUAAGGAUGUUCUGCAACAGGUGGAGACAUAUCAAAUUGAGACGCGUGAGGCUCUAACUUCACUGCCUUGUAGUUUAGAAAUACUUCAGUCCCUGAUGGAAAAGGGACAGCAGCUUCGUGUGGAAGUUCCUGAAGCUCAUCAACUUGAAGAGCUGUUGGAGCAGGCACAAUGGCUAGAUCAAGUGAAGCAGGCCCUGGCUCCCUCAGGCCAGAGACACUCUCUGGUCAUCAUGAAGAAACUUUUGGUUAUGGGUACCAAGUUAGCCUCCAGCCCUUCUGUGAACAAAGCUCGAGCAGAGCUACAAGAACUGCUUACUAUUGCAGAGCAUUGGGAGGAAAAGGCCCAUUUCUGCUUAGAAGCUAGCCAAAAGCAUUCUCCAGCCACUUUGGAAGUUAUAAUACGUGAGGCAGAAAACAUCCCUGUCUACUUGCCUAAAAUCCAGUCUCUCAAGGAAGCUCUGACUAAGGCACAGGCUUGGAUUGCUGAUGUGAAUGAGAUUCAAAAUGGUGAUCACUACCCCUGUUUGGAUGAUUUGGAGGGGCUUGUAGCUGUGGGUCGGGAUUUACCUGUGGAGCUAGAGGAACUAAAACAGCUGGAGAAUCAGGUACUGACAGCACAUUCCUGGAAAGAGAAAGCUUCUAAGACUUUUCUCAAGAAGAAUUCUUGCUACACACUGUUGGAGGUUCUCUGCCCAUGUGCAGAUGCUGGUUCUGUCAGCACCAAGCGCAGUCGGUGGAUUGAAAAGGAGAUGGGGUUAUACAAAUAUGACACAGAAUUGCUGGGGCUUUCUGCACAGGAUCUCAGGGACCCAGGUUCUGUGAUCAUGGCCUUUAAGGAAGGGGAAGAGAAAGAAAAAGAAGGUAUCUUGCACUUGCGUCACAUCAACUCAACUAAGCCCAGUCCAAUGUCCUCAUCAAUCAAUGCCUCUGCGACCUCCAUCUGUAUAUGUGGGCAGGUCCGUGCAGGAGUAGAAGCUCUGCGGUGUGAUCUCUGUCAUGACUGGUUCCAUGGACAAUGUGUGACUGUACCCCACCUACCCAGCUCCUUAAGGGCUAGUCAUACCUCAUCUCAACUGCUAGCUUGGUGGGAAUGGGACACCAAAUUCCUGUGCCCACUGUGUAUGCGAUCAAGGCGUCCACGCCUGGAGACCAUAUUGUCAUUGCUGGUAGGACUACAAAGACUGUCUGUAAGGCUGCCUGAGGGUGAGGCCCUACAGUGCCUCACAGAGAGAGCCAUUGGUUGGCAGGGCCGUGCCAGACAGGCUCUAGCUUCUGAGAAUGUGACUGCUUUGUUGAAACAGCUAGCAAAAUCCCGCCAACAACUACAGGAUAAAUUGAGACAUGAGAAGCCCCCUACAUCUCAUUCAGGUCUUCCCUCUGAGUGUCUCACAGAGGAUAGUGACAAGGAUAUCCUUAAGGAAGAGGAGGAGUUGGUACUAAAUGAAGACAUGCUGAAAAAUUCUGAGAAGAUUGUUCCAAAGGAAAGUUCAUGUGAAAGAGGUGAGGAACUGUUGCCUUCGCUAUUAUCCCAAUUAACUGGUCCUGUACUGGAACUGCCUGAAGCCACCCGGGCCCCACUAGAGGAGCUUAUGAUGGAAGGAGAUCUACUUGAAGUUACCCUAGAUGAGAGCCACAGCAUUUGGCAGCUGCUGCAGGCUGGACAGAAUCCUAAUCUAGAGCGGAUUCAUACACUUCUAGAGGUGAGAUGUAUUAUGGAUAGUCCUUGGUAUCAGUACAAACAUAAUACUUGACAUGAACCACAUACACCUUAUUCUUCCUUGUCUGUGUAUUGUAGCUUGAGAAACCUGAGAACCCAAAGAAUUGGUCAGAGGAACAAACACCAGAGAGGCGGCGGCGGCGAAGGCAAAAGGUCGUUCUGAGUAGAAAGGGUGAGGAUUUUACUCAAAAAGAGCUAGCAUCAAAAAGAGCUAGGAGUUCAAGGAUUAAGCCUAAGGGAAAACAGUUUCAAGAGCCAAUACAUGGGGAUAAUGUGCUCUUGUCACACCAUACAGAACAUACAAACAUCUUAAAAGAGAACAUGAACAGUGUACAAGGGAAGGAUCCAAGCCCUUCAUCUUCUUUUCCUUCCUUACCAGCUUUGCUACAUCUCUCUUAUUUUCAUCAGCAAAAAUUACAACAAUAGUAUGUGAUUAUUUUUUUUCCUUGCUCAGUCUUU